GCAGGGCUGCCUGUGUCAAUAAAAGGCAGGAGCAGUCAGUGAACUGACAUUUGGCGCCUGGAGGAUUAUCGCGAAAGUCGCUUUGCAUUAAACUUAAGUACAAUGCUCGGAUUUUUUUUCCCCCACAAUAACAUGACUGAAUUAAAUGGGAAAGAAGACUGCAAGCAUGCAGAAGGCAAAAUCCAUAAAAAGAAGCAGAAGGCUUUUGGCACAGAUCUCAAAAGUUAUUUGAAGUGCAUGGUACCACAUAUUGAAUCUGGGAUCAAGACCUCCAACUCCAAAACAGUCAUACUUUCUGCAGAAGAAGUUAUACAGUGGUCCCAGUCUUUGGAAAAGCUCUUGGCCAGUCAAAGUGGUCAAGGUGUCUUCCGGGAGUUUCUGAAGUCAGAGUUCAGUGAGGAAAACAUUGAAUUCUGGUUGGCUUGUGAGGAUUACAAGAAAUCCAAGUCUGAUCACUUACAGUGCAAAGCAGAGAGGAUUUAUGAGGAGUUUGUUCAGUCAGAUGCUAUUAAACAGAUCAAUAUUGACCAUCAGAUUAGGGAAGCAACGGCCAAAAAAGCUCAAGACCCAACUCGUACAAGUUUUGAUGAAGUCCAGAAAACCGUGUACAUCCUCAUGGAAAGGGAUUCAUACCCUAGAUUUCUGAAGUCCAAAGCCUACCUGAAGCUUUUAAACCAGCUGCAAACCAACACUUCAAAAUGAACUGUGUGAAUCAUUGAGGAGCAAAGAAGACUCUGUGUCAAAUAUCCUGUGGAGAGAUGCUUCAGGGUGGUUGGAUCUUGGCAAGGAGAACCCCUGUCUUGGGUGGAGGGAUACAAGGGAGAUACAAACAGCUCCACAGCCAAGAGAACACAGGAUAAAAGUUGGGAAGACUGUUACAAGGGUGGGAGCAGUAGAUGGAGAAAGUCCUCUCCUCCUGUACACCAUGAAGCCAAGACAGGAUAUGGAUACUAUUUAUUGUUUGAACUACACUGUGAACAUUGAACUAAGUAAUAGUGCCCAGAGAACUGCUGAUUAUUAGGAAGUGCAAGACUAGCAAGCCAAAUGCUGAGAAAAAUUUGUCACAUUCAGAAGAAAAAAAGAUGAGUGACAAUUUUGUACAUAAAGUGUUCAGACGAGACUGAUCAAAGGCUAUUUUUGUCUGUGAAAUGUUAAUAUGCAUGAGUGCAGCUCCAUUAUACUAUUGUGCUAUGAAAAUAUAUUAACUGGUAUGUCUUAAAAAAUGGAUAUAUUUUAAAUUAUAUAUAAGAAUGACAUAAGCUCUACUUUUUCUAAGUUUGUACUCAAUAGGCAGAUAUGUAGCAUCUUGUUUAAUUUAUUGCAAAAUAACAGGCAACUCUUGAAUCAAAUCUACCUAAAAAUAAAAUUUUAUGGUCAUUUUA
Molecule: messenger RNA, 1382 nt
Organism: Apus apus (common swift)
Lineage: Eukaryota; Metazoa; Chordata; Aves; Apodiformes; Apodidae
Product: regulator of G-protein signaling 1-like
Exons: 5
Coding region: 103-702 (199 amino acids)
Source: RefSeq, a predicted model, not a curated record